UGUCUGGAUUUCAGAAACUUGAAACUGCACCUGACUAGCCCUGAAAGAAGAAUUAGAAUAAUGCAAUCUAUCUCAAGUAUGUAACAGUAGGUGAUUCUGAUCAAUGAAUUCAUUUACAAGCAACUUCACAGUAUAUGGUUUGCUAGGCUGGUUAUAGGACGAAAGCAUCGUGCCACGGACCACAGUGGCUACAGAGGGCUUGGACAUGGCCACAUCAGACAAACUACUUGGCACCUAAGGUCAGUGGGGAUUCCAACCUCAUCACUUACAAGUGCUCCAUAAAACUUUAAAGACAUCUAAAAAAAUGAACACUGCUCUUGUCUUCAAAUCAAUGCAAAAUCAACACAGAGCUAAAAUGCCAAAACUGGUGGCACGCUGCCUUUUCUCCUGUAACUGGGAAAGCUGAAUUAAAUUAAAUGAGUGCUUUUCUGGGAAACAUGUCGGGCAUUUUUCACAUAUGUUCAAAACAUUGAAAGCUGUCUAGACUAUUCCUAUGAAUUCUUCCCUGGCAGAAACAGAAUACUUGAUAAAGCAGCUAAAGUCUUACAGAAUGAUAUUUGUGUUGUACUGAAUACAUAGCUUUGUCUACUCCAAACUUGUCCUGGUGAAGUCGACAGCAAGCCACAGUUUUGUGUGAAUUGUAUCAAACAAAACCUCGUCUCCUAAGUACUGCAGUAAGUACUGCAUUAGGCACAAGAAAAUCAGUUACCCAGUUCCUCCAGACACCCACUCAAACCUUUUCCCAAGAUUUUUUUAAUACGUGGUAUUCUGUUGCAAUAUCUGGCAAAAUCACAUUAUCUAUUUUUAUACGAAUGGAAAUAAAGCUGCUUGGUUAUUGUUGGUAUUCUUUGCUUCCUGUUCUGAAAGUGCAUUUCAGUUUCAAGCAAGGACUGGAAGCACUAAGAAUUAAAUACACUCCUACACAUUUAUCAAGAGAAGUGUUCAUAAGGUGAUUUCUUCUCUUUUAAAGGACGGAGAGGAUUCCUUGGCUGUUCUGUACUGGAAGCAUAAGAUGUCCGAGUAAAGACAAUGUCACUAACUGCCAAUAAGAACCUGAAUGAGACACUGAGGAGCUGGUAAUACAAGAAAGGUUGCGACAAAAGUUAAUCAUAUUAAAUAAGCGGCUUUGAUUAAAACUAACAGAAGUGAAUAACCGAGCCAUUUUGGUAAGAGGAAGCCAGGAAACUUACUGGAUCUUUUCAAAACUCAUCUGCUUUUCAUUUGGUACAACUCACUCCUUUCAAGAACACCCCAACUUUUCAGCUUUUGAUAGUAUUAUUAGUCAAUUAAAUGAUAAAUGAUAAAAAACCCACUUGCCUAUGGAGCACCGUUUCAACAACAGAUUGCGUCCUGCAUAAACAAAUGCAAACAGAAUUUAUUAGAUUCUAAAUAGACAAACUCAGCAAAGAAUCAACUAGAGACUCCAAAAGUAAAAUUACAUUUAUUUCUCACACAGAAAUACCCCAAAUGCUUUAUAAGCUGCUAUGCAAAUUGUAUGGGAAAACGUAACCCACCACUGAACAGAACUGCUCCUUGCCACGGAACACAGCAAACAGCUCACAAUGGACAAGGCCAGCCACCAGAAAUUCUGCCAUGGGAGAAGCAGCCUUGCUCAACGUGCUUGCUGAAUUACCGCAGACAGCAAUUACCGCUGCUUUGCACUGCUCCUCAGAUACGCUUUGUGCUGCUGUAUUAUCUGGGAGGGCUGAAGAGCGCAGUGCUGCCGUCCCAUCUGCUCUGCAGGGAGGGACUGGAGCUCCCAGAACCAUUCCCAUCAUCACAAGCCUGGGAUCAGCCGCAAGGAGACAGUCCCCACCAAGAGAGGGACAACACGGUCAUAAAAUUACACAGCCCUUUCUGAGAUGAUCGUCUCACUGUAGCUACACGAUGCAUCCUCAGGCUUCAACAAAUCACUGAGAAACCAGUGACUAAAAAAUCAGGAAGGUGCAAAACAAGUUUACUACUGGCUAGAAGAGGUUUAUCUUUGGCAUCAUCCACAACAGGCACACCACCUACCCUGCUGCCGAGCUGCAGGCUUAAAAUAACAAAAAAAUCCAUGCUCUCUCAACACAAAACUCCGGUCAUUGCUGUUCAGGCAUUUCUUUGAAGAACAAAUAUAAAUGUUUGCCAAUAGCAGUGUUUUCCAAAUUUCUAAGAACACGGAUGAAUAUCAGUAUGAUCGAUCACGUACAGGAAAAACAGACACAAGCAAUGCUGCGCUGCCGUGAGAGCACGAAGAUGCUCCAAGUGCCUCGAGCUUCAUCUGCUUAAGGACUGAAAUGAACCAAGCACACGGAGGGGAGAUGAAUUUACAGCAACCUUUGUACAUUCCAUUCCGAUAGCUGAAAGCUAACUAUAGGGUUGUAUAGAAUUCACUGUGCCAUUUUCCACUCCUCUUAGCAACAAGUCUCAGAAAAAUUAAAAAUCUCCUUAAAACAAAUUUCUGCUUUGUCUGCGUGUCAGUAGGGAUCCAUUUACUAAAGGUAAGGACACUUAGCUGACAAGACAAAAACUGCUUUAAAAUUAAAUGUUUUUCACUCUCAUUUUGCUAAUUACAUUGAUGUGAACUGCAGCCAACACAUCAGGUGCACUGAGUGCGCCGUACCCAUCCCGUGCACUCUCCUGACUCCUCACUCCUCCUUCUGCAGGCUGACAAGAAGAAUGCCACAGCACUUUACAAGGCACGAGUACUACUGAACAUUACACCUUAUGCAGGUUGGUUUUUUUUGUUUGUUUAGCUUAGAAACUUCUGCUGGGCUCAGAGCAAAGAGCACAGCAGCCGCAGCAGAGCGGGACGUGGGGCUCAGGGCCGCAGCCACAGCCCAGCAACGCCCAGCUUCCUUCAUGACAGGACACUCGCGACUUUGUUCAGACACCCACGUAUCAUCUCCCAGCUUUACAUUUUCUGUUUAGCUGCCAGGUUCCACUCUAGGGUUGCAAGGAGGGACGCCAGCCUACUCCAAACCCUGCAGCCUGACACCCGGGGGUCUAUCCCUGCACAUGGGGGACCCCGACGUCCCCCGGCCCCCCCCGGCCUGCGCUGAGGGGAGGAGUGAGGCGGGAAGGGGACGCUCCAAGGGGAGGAGGGACAACUUUAGAAGUCUCCAUAUGUCUUUUCCUUUCAGGAAACACAUCCUGUUCAUGUUUGACUGCCGUGGCAGCGGCUCUGUUUGUUGCAGUCGACUACGCCCUGAGGCUCACCAAAAACAGCCACAAAAACAGCCAUUUCCUCCGCGUGGAGAGGUGGGGGGGUGGAGGGGCAGACCUUUUCCUCACAGCAGUCUGCGCUCCAGCCCCCGCCACUCGCAGCUCUGGUGGUCAGCGAGACGCAGCGGAGCAAAUUCCUCAGGAUACUCCAAGCUUUCCUAGCUCCUUUGGGAUGAAAACAUUCGUCUGGAGUUCAGCUGGGCUUUAAGAAUGAAAUUCGUCAGCAUUCGUGGGAUAUUCUGAAGUGCGCAUCCGAAAGAGGCUGCGAGGAUCCCGCGCCCCUGGGUGCGCUGGGCGGGCUGGGGCACGCUGCUGGCCGGCACCCAGCGCCCGCGCUCUGCCCGCAGCCUGGAUCCCCGCUGCGCCUGCCUCGGCUCACAGGGAAUGGACCUCCCUGUCUUCCAGUUCGUCACCGGCCUGGCACUGCUCAUCAAAGUGCAAGAAGGUGGAUAAGCCAAAGCUGGGAGGGACAGAGACUUAAAUAAGCUUCUUGGUGUUCUUAUUUUAUGGAAUUAUCCUACCUACCUCACAAAAUUCUCAUUUGCUUCGUCAGAAACACCUCUGGAGUUGACUUUGAGAAUGAACGGUGAUGUCCUCUAGCCACUCAUAACAUCCUAUCGAAGCUGCCUCCAUUUCAAGUCCCUUUUCAAUGUGCUGCAGCUGACUGAGACCUUGCGUCUUCUGCAAAUAGAGACUGGCAGCGAGCUGACAGUCAGAUAUGACUGUCCAGAAACUGGUAGCCACAGCUGUGUUGGUAGCCUUGGUCUCACUUAUUCUUAACAACGCGGCUGCCUUUACUCCUAACUGGGUUUACCAGACCCUGGAAGAUGGGCGUAAGCGCAGCGUGGGGCUCUGGAAGAUGUGCUGGCUGGCAGAGAGGAGCAGGGCAGGUGCGAGCACGAGCACCAGGCACGGGCAAGGGGAGGAGCGCGAGUGCGAAGCCCUGGGCUGGGGCUCAGAGUCAGCCGGGUUCCAGGAGUCUCGCAGCACUGUCAAACUGCAGUUUGACAUGAUGCGAGCCUGUAACCUCAUCGCUACUGUUGCUCUGACUGCUGGCCAGCUCAUCUUCGUCCUGGGUCUGGUGGAGAUACCGGUCAUUUCUCAGGAUACCCAGUGGUGGGAGGAGGCCAUAGCUGCUGUGUUCCAGCUUGCCAGUUUUGUUCUGGUCAUUGGAUUGGUGACUUUCUACCGCAUCGGACCGUACACCAACCUCUCAUGGUCCUGCUACCUGAACAUUGGAGCCUGUCUUUUGGCCACACUGGCAGCUGCCAUCCUCAUAUGGAACAUCCUUCAUAGGCGUGAGGACUGCAUGGCGCCGCGGGUCAUUGUCAUCAGCCGUACCCUGACCGCUCGGUUUCGCCGGGGCCUGGAAAAUGACUACGUCGAGUCACCGUGCUGAAAGCAUGGACUUGAAAGGGGAAAGAUCUCCAGGGAGAUCUGCAUUGGUGUUUUCUAUAAAUAUAUGCUAUAAUUUAAAACUAAGGGUUGAAGGACAUCACAAAGCUCACUCCUGUGGGCAGAGGCCCUCAAUUGUUAUUUGGAUGGGCUCCAUCUAUAUAUAUAUGUAUAAAACAUAUAAUUUUAUAUAUAUAUUAUAUUGCCCUCUUCCUCUACUGUACAGCGCAGAAUAUUGGAUUGUCAGAAUCCUGACAGCAUCACAGCUACAUGUCAGCAGGCGCAGCCGGAGCAGACAGAUGCAAUUAGACUACAGAAAAGAGGCAACUGAACAUUUUCUGUCUGGAUAAAGUUGUCUUGCUCCCUUGAAAAGCUCUGGGUGACCAGUGAUGAUCAGCUUUCCUGUGGAGUUAACAGGCAAUCUGAGAAAGCAGAAAACUCACUGUAGAAUAAGUGAUGAUUUU
Molecule: messenger RNA, 5066 nt
Organism: Numida meleagris (helmeted guineafowl)
Lineage: Eukaryota; Metazoa; Chordata; Aves; Galliformes; Numididae
Gene: TMEM204
Product: transmembrane protein 204
Exons: 3
Coding region: 3926-4606 (226 amino acids)
Source: RefSeq, a predicted model, not a curated record